Messenger RNA from Coturnix japonica (Japanese quail), 8188 nucleotides. RefSeq names its product leucyl and cystinyl aminopeptidase (gene LNPEP). Gene Ontology annotation, cellular component: plasma membrane; cytoplasm. Gene Ontology annotation, biological process: regulation of blood pressure; proteolysis; peptide catabolic process. Lineage: Eukaryota; Metazoa; Chordata; Aves; Galliformes; Phasianidae. Gene Ontology annotation, molecular function: metalloaminopeptidase activity; peptide binding; zinc ion binding. The record is from RefSeq and is a predicted model, not a curated record.
GCCGCCCCGCCACCGAGCGCAGGCCCAGACACCUCCAGGCGCUCACCAGCCCGCUACGAGCGGCCCCGCGGCCGUCUGAGGCUGCUUGUGGGCCCCGGCAGUUCCGCUUUAGCCGCGGCAGGGCGGCGUCUGACGGAGCCGUCGUCCCUCGCGCAGUCGGGGAGAGGCUGCGUGAGGGAGGAGCGGGCGGCGCGGCGCGGCCCGAGCAGGAAGCGCUCGGCGGCGGCUCGCUGCCUGCAGGGGGGUGAUCUGCGGGGAGCUGCUGCGGCCGGCACAGCCCGUGCGGGGAGCAUGAGGCGGCGGGAGGAGGACGAGUGAAGGGCCGCGCCUCUUCGCCUCCUCCCUCUCCGGUCUUUGCUGUCGGGGCUGCAGGAGGAGCCGGGAGGAAGAUGGAGCCGUUCCCCAGCGAUCAGAUUCAGCUACCCAGAAACAUGAUUGAAAACAGUAUGUUUGAGGAAGAGCCUGAUGUGGUUGACUUGGCAAAAGAGCCCUGUUUACACCCCCUGGAGCCUGAUGAAGUUGAAUAUGAACCAAGAAGCUCGCGGCUCUUGGUGCGUGGCCUUGGGGAGCAUGAAAUGGAUGAAGAUGAAGAGGAUUAUGAGUCAUCAGCAAAACUGCUGGGGAUGUCCUUCAUUAACAGAAGCUCGGGUCUCCGGAAUAACAUGUCUGGCUAUAGACAAGGUCCAGAUGGCUCUUGCUCAGUGCCCUCUACGAGGGCCAUGCUGGUUUGCACUGGUGUUCUUGUGAUUGCAGUUUCGGUGAUAAUGGUGAUUUAUCUUCUUCCCAAAUGUACCUUUACCAAAGAAGGCUGCCAUAAAAAAAAUCGUACAAUGGAACUAAUAUACCCUUUGGCAACCAAUGGAAAGCUGUUUCCAUGGGCAAAAAUAAGACUUCCUUCUGAUGUAGUACCACUGCAUUAUGAUCUUGACUUGCAUCCAAACCUAACUACCCUGAAAUUUACAGGCUCUGUGAAGAUAGUAGUUAAUGUCACCCAGGUAACUAAGAAGAUUGUGCUUCACAGCUCAGGACUAAAUAUCACCAAGGCAACUAUUACUUCAACAGCAGGAAGUCAAGAAAAGGCAGUUGAAUUGCUGGAAUAUCCAUUGCAUGAUCAGAUUGCAGUCUUGACUCCUGAGCCUCUUCUUGCAGGACAGAAUUACACUGUCAACUUGGAAUAUUCAUCUAAUUUAUCAGAUACAUACUAUGGCUUUUACAGAAUUUCUUACAAGGAUGAGAAUUCUAAGCAAAGGUGGUUUGCUGCAACUCAGUUUGAGCCUCUUGCUGCAAGGUCUGCUUUUCCAUGCUUUGAUGAACCAGCACUUAAAGCGACUUUUUCAAUCAGGAUCAAGAGAGAUGAGAAACUUUCCACUCUGUCGAAUAUGCCAAAGAAAGCCACUACUCCUGUGACAAAGGGAAUUGUACAAGACGAAUUUUUCAUGAGUUUGAAGAUGAGCAGCUACCUGGUAGCCUUUGUUGUUGCAGACCUGAAAAACAUCAGCAUGGAAACAAAUGGAAGUUUGGUAUCUGUUCAUGCCAUUCCACAGCAUAUAAGCCAAGUAGAGUAUGCUCUAAACACAACAGUGAAACUUCUAGAAUUUUAUGAAAACUACUUUUUAAUAAAUUACCCUCUUGAAAAAUUAGAUUUAGCAGCUAUUCCUGAUUUUCAGUCUGGUGCUAUGGAAAACUGGGGGUUGACCACAUACCGGGAAACAACACUCUUGUUUGACAAUAAUGCUUCUUCUGCAAGGGAUAAAAAGCUAAUAACUGCAGUGAUAGCUCAUGAGCUUGCCCAUCAGUGGUUUGGCAACCUAGUAACUAUGGAGUGGUGGAAUGAUCUGUGGUUAAAUGAAGGAUUUGCCACUUUCAUGGAGUACUUUGUGAUGGAGGAGAUUUUUCCAGAAUUACAUUCAGAUGAAGAUUUCCUAAAUCUAAUAUUCAAGGCUAUGAAGAAGGAUUCCUUGAAUUCUUCACAUGCAGUCUCUUCUGCUGUCCAGUCAUCAGAGCAAAUUGAAGAAAUGUUUGAUACACUCUCUUACAUAAAGGGAGCUUCACUUCUGAUGAUGCUGAAGCAUUAUCUCACUAAAGAUGUUUUUCAAGCUGGCAUUGAGAUAUAUUUGCAUAAUCACAAGUAUGGAUCUGCCCGAAGCGAUGACUUGUGGGACAGCAUGAAUGAGAUAACCAAUGGAACACUAGAUGUAAAAAAGUUAAUGAAAACCUGGAUUCUGCAUAAAGGAUUUCCUUUAGUGACUGUUAACCGGAAAGGAAAGAUCAUCUCAUUACAUCAGGAAAAAUUUUUAUAUUGUGUGGAAUCAGAUAAUUGGACAUCAGACUCGAGUUAUCUCUGGGAUAUUCCUCUCACCUACAUGACUAACAGGUGCAACUUUACCCAUUGCAUCAAUGCAUAUUUACUGGACCAGAAAUCAGCUGUCAUUGAACUUCCAGAAGAGGUGGAAUGGAUAAAAUUCAAUGUGGACAUGAAUGGUUAUUACAUAGUAAAUUAUGAUGAAGACUGGCAAACACUGAUUGAUCUGCUGAAAAAAACCCACACUGCUUUAAGUGCUAAAGACAGAGCCAAUUUGAUCAACAAUAUUUUCAGCCUUGCAAGUCUAGGAAAAGAGUCUCUGAAAAAGGCCUUUGAGCUGAUCGAUUACAUUAAGGAGGAGAGCAGCACUGCACCUCUCACUCAAGCUUUGUUCCAGCUGGGUCUUAUUUUCAGCCUUCUAGAGAAAAGGGGUGAACAACAACUGGCAGCACGCGUCAUGAACAGAAUAGAACUCCUACUUGGAAACAAAAUUGAUCAACAGCACUGGACAGAUGAUGGGACAUUAUCUGAACGAGAACUUCGGUCAAUGCUGCUAACUUUUGCAUGCAUCCAUGAUAUAAGAAACUGUAGAACAACUGCAUCUGAGUUGUUUGAUAAAUGGAUGAAAUCUAAUGGAACGAUGAGUCUUCCUAGUGAUCUCAUGAAAGCCAUAUUUAUAACUGGAGCCAAAACUAACGAUGGCUGGGAAUUCCUCCUAAGGAUGUACACCUCUUCAGUUCCUGAAGCAGAGAAAAGCAAAAUAAUAGAAGCUUUGGCCAGCACAGAAGAUGUCAGAAAGAUGAUGUGGUUAAUGCAGAACAGCCUUGAGGGAGGAGUCAUCAGGACGCAGGAGCUCUCGCAUAUCAUAGCAACUAUUAGCCACAGUUUGCCUGGACAUUUGCUGGCCUGGGACUUUGUCAAAGAGAACUGGGAAAAACUUACAAGAAAGUUUCACCUGGGCUCAUAUACUAUACAGAAUAUCAUUAGCUCAUCAACUUCCCAGUUUGCAACAAAGGUGCAUCUACUUGAGGUGAAGACAUUUUUUGAGUCAAAAUCAGAAGAGAGCUCUAAACUGCGUUGUGUAAAAGAGGCGAUUGACACAAUUCAACUUAAUAUCCAGUGGAUGGAGACGAACUUAGCAAAGCUACAAGAAUGGCUGUAGUGCACUUAAUGUUAUAGUGUGCCAGCCAAUAGGAAAUCUGUGGACAUCUGCUCCAUUUCUUUUGCAAAAGCCAGGAUGAAACCAGGCAUCGCUGCAACAUUGUUUGCACUAUUAGAGAGUCUAGAUAGCUCAGGGCAUGUCUCACAUAAAAUUUGGUUUCCCUUGAAGCGUUUGUGUGCAGGAUUAAAUAUUUAUUCUGAAGCCAUUUUCAUCUGUAGACCAAACAUCUCCGUGAGUGAUGAUACAUCAUUUUUUAUAUUUGAAGCUUACACCCUUAAUUUGGAAUCAUGUUCCAGUUUCUCAUCAGUGGAAUUAAUAAUUAUUUUUAAAUGUAAAAAUAAAGGUAGCUUCCACAGAAAUUACAGAAUCUGAUGUACAACAGAGUCAUACUCAAGAUAUCCAUUAGUGGACUGAACCAUUAACUGAUGUUGCUGUGUUAUUUGUGAGCAACUGCACAAAAGAACCAUUGGAAGUGGCUGGAGGGUAGUUCAUCUGUUAAAGUGACUACUGAUUUCUCCACUUUUGACUGUUUAGUUUUCAUUUCAUCACUUGUUUCUGAGGUUCUGUAGUUAGUCAGCGUGUGUCAGCCACUUCAUUAGGAUAACUUUUUUUUUUCCCUUGCUUGUUACUUCCUAUAUACCUAUAUUGCAGGACAAAUUGUGUAUGCUGUUUCUUGUUUUUUCAACACAGUUCUAGGAAUCUUCUCAUUUAGUGCUUAAUGGUUUCUUCUUACACUGUUGUGAAAAACCUGGUGAGACAAAUCUGCAAAUUCUUUAAAAGAAGGGGAUCUAAAAGCAGAGAUGUACCACAUUGGAAAGGCAAAGUACCAGUUGUGCAUUCUGUCUGCCAAUCAGAAGCAGUGAAAAAGGCCAUUUUUGAGGCUUCGUAUAUCCAUACAACACAUAGAAGAUUAAGCGUACUUGUUUAUGUGGAGAUGUGAUGAUGUUUUUGAAUGUUCCAUUUCACUACUAAUGCACCUUCUGUGGAUUCUUGCAAACAGAUUCACCUGUUGUCUUAUUACAAGCCAAUUACACGAUCAGUUGUAAACUGCUGUGAAAGCGUUAACAGAAGUUGAAUUGUUUGAACUAAAUAAAUUUAAUCUACCAGUAAAUUCUGAAGAAGGUGACACUUAGAAUGUCACAGGUAAUUCAGACUGAAGGCUUUGAUUUAUGAAAUUGCAGCCUUGCCUGUACAGUUAAUUCGCAGAAAUGAUAAGCUACGAUAAACUUAAACCAUGCUGUAUUUUUCCCAUCCUUUCAGUAUGGGAAGUGCUUUCCUAGAAAAGAAGUUUCUCAUUUUUUCUCAUCAGCUCACAUUAAAAAUAACAUUUGCAGUUCUAAUCGUGAAGUUAUCAGAAACAAUGUUAGCUUUGAGAGUGUACAAAUGGAUGUUUGCCCAAGAGGCCCAGAAAUGAACAGUUUUCACAGGUACUUCAGAAGGACUUGGUGGUGUAAGCACUGAAAGUAGGUCAUAACAUCCUGUUUCCAUGCAAGUUAUGCAAUUAGAAUUGUAAUCAACUACGUUCUUUCGUGUUUUAUUAGCCAGCUGUCACAUCUUCUGGUUUUAUUUCUGCAUCUUAUUUAAACCUCUGUGCUCUUUGCAUAAAUAUUAUCUCCAUAUUUGUAUAUUUGUGUGUACAUAGUUAUCAGUUUUGUUUUGCAGUCCCUUCUCAGUGUUAAAUGCUUUCACUUUUCUAUCCUCUCAGACUUGUUUUUCUUCAGCUCUGACUGGUACUGAGGCAUAUAUAAUUUUAGAUGGAAACUGUGGAGGAAGAUCCCCUCUUCUUCCUGACUUCUGCUGUAGGAUUUUUUAACAUUUUGUUCAGACGCUUUACUGAUAGCUAGCUCUUUGCAAGGAAACUGCAUGUGCAGCUCAUCUUCAGAAUGUGAACUGUACUAAGGAAGUCUGGAAGAUCAGAGAGAUUUUGGAGGAAUUUCUGAAUAUUUUUUUCAUUUUACUAUUCUUUGGGGGUUUUUUGUUUUGUUUUUUAUUUUAUUUUAUUUUUUUUAAUUAAGCAAUACUUUCACUAUGCCAUUUUUAGAGGACUUGAUAUUCUUUUAUGUCAUGUAAUCUAUAACUUCAUUAAAAGUUGUACUGGAGUCUUUCAAGUGAAGUUCUUAAAAAUGAUCCUCUCUUUUUGAGAUUAUUGGGAACUGAUGAGGGUUAGAAUGGCAAAGGCAUGAGCAAUGAACUGCCCUUUAAGAGUCACAUCUGUCAUGCCUUACUGCAGAUAAUGAAAUCUUAUUAGUUCUUUGAGCUUUCUUUGGCUUUUGGUCAAAUGAAAAGCACAUUGUAGCCAGCAGCAACACUUUAACUAGAAAAUACUAUGGAAAUUAAGUAAAAUUGCAGAGCUAAAGUUUUCUGUACAUCCUAGGACUCACUUGCUUUCCAGUAGAAGAUCUUUACUGUGCAAAGCUGUGCUGAUGCUGCAUCAUUUCCUGCAAUGUGAAAUGAUGGUGUUCAAUACAUUGGAAUUGCAGAGUUUAUAUCUGGAUGUUCUGCAUCAGUUACUGUCCUCAAAGCCAUUAUGCACUGGUUGUUUUGUUAGUUCCCAGUAUCCUCAGUUCAUAAUGAGUGGCCUUUUAAGAACUAAUAGUGGUGAAAAUCAAACAUGCUUGUAAAUAUAUAUAUAUUUCUUUAUAUUUUCUGAUGUGAAAUUUGCCUACUAAGAAAAGUGCAAGCAAGCAGUUGAGCCCUGGAGAAAGGAUUGAUCCCUCUGCCAGCUCACCUUUUUUUUUUUUUUUUUUUUUUUUUUUUUUUCUUUAGAGAUGGAAGAAGUGCAAAUAAUGUAGGACAGAGCGUAAGACCUGUAAUGUAUGAAAAGAUGGUAACAUACAGAAUGAAGAAGUUUAGAAUAGGUGUAGUUGUUUGUUUGUUUUUUUCCCGUGUAACUGAUCAUAGAGAUGAUCGUUGUGCCUUAUGGCUGGCGAUUGAAGCAAUACGCCAGACAGCAUAAACAGCCUGUUCUCCUUCAGGAGCUAGCUGAGGUCUUGCAGACUGAGAAGGUUUGUUUUUCUGAGCACAACUCAACCCUGAGUUGAUGGGAAAACAGAACACCAUUGCUGAGGGUGCUUUCUUGUCAUACAGAUCAUUUCAUGGGUAAGUGAGGCAUGCUGGGGGGAGAACAACUGAGCAGCGUUGGCUUUUGUUGUGUCCUGUAAAUACGAUAUCACCAUUCUUCAGCAUACAAAUUUUCCAGUUAUGAAACUGCCACAUACAUAAGCACUUUGAAAAUAAUGUUGCAGCAACUUCCAUUUAUUAUGUUGCUGUCGAGCUCAUUUGGUUUCAGAUUAAUCCUGAAACUUCCUUCUUACCACUCGUCUGUGGAAAUUUCUUACUUGGUAGAGAGCCAGCUUGCUUGGGCUGUAAGAUCUGUAUUAGCUGUUGGGCUUGGCACUGAGAAGGUGAAGAAAGAUAUUGUCUUCCACAGGGAGGAGAAAUUUUAGGUCUUGAAACUUGUGAGACAGAUUGUACAUACAUUGUAAGAGAGAGCUGUGAGGAAACAAAUGGUGUGAGUAACUACUUCAUCUUAGUGGCCAGCAGAUACAGGAAGUCUAACUUCCAAAAUUCUUCUUAAGCAGACGUUCUGAGUCCAUCUUUCAGCUGUUCUCCCUUAGGUAGAACAUUCCAUGGUCUGACAUAGACUGUACCAUCCUUCCUUUGCUUUCUUGGGAGAUGGUGUCUUUCUUUGCACUCUGAAGUUCUAUUAAUGCUGCCUCAGUGACCAUUCUUACUUAGAUGCACUUGCUGGGUUUGGUCACAGACAUUUUAGCUCCUCACGAAACUCUGAUCCUCGAGUCACGUAGUGCACUCAGUUUGCCACGCGCUGAACAUUUAUUGUUUGAUAUUUGCAAUAAAGUGCAAACACAGUGAAUUUAAAAUAGUAAUACUGUUUAUGCUUAUCGCUUUCAUCAAGAUGCUACCAAAUGGUCAGAAAUUUUUGUUACUUUUUUUGAGGCAUGGAGUCACGCGGUUUCUAGGAAAAAAAUAUAUAUUUACCAUAUUAAACUCAGGUCAUAUUGCUAAAGAAUUUAAAUCUUUAAUUUUGUUGUGCUGUUUAAACCUGCUGUUGUAAUAGAGAUAUUGAUUUUUAUAUGUGAUAAUUUAACUUUGAUCCAGAAUAGGGGACAGGCAUCUUUUCCAAAUUAUAACACAAUCUUAAAGACACGGCUUUUAAAAAAGGGCAUAGCCUGAAUGAAUUUAAAGUCCAAUUUGAGGGGAGUUUUUAAAAAUGAAGCAUAGAUGUUCUGUUCCAAGAUUUGGGAGACUGGAAGAGUUUGAAUAUGCGGCAUAAGAUGGCUUUCUUCAGUGGGAACUGAGUCCUGUCAAGGUUAAGUUAGGUAUCCCUGAAAAACACCUUAUGGGCUCAUUUGAAAUGCUGUGUAGUGUAGGUACUUGUAAAGGGUUGCUCUUUGUAUUUUAAACACUGUAGUAAUAUACAAGACAAUGUCAAUUCACAGGUGUCUGAACUGUGAGUGGUAAAACUGCAGGUGGUUAAAUACCUGCCUUCAAAUGGGGAUUCAAAUAUUGUAUGUGUGCGUGUGUACGUAUAGAUAUAUAUAAAAUAUGCAAAGUCGUCUGUUUCAUUUGUAAAGGGAGAAAAAGCUUAUUUUCUUCAUAUUUCAGAGAACUGUUUUUGCAUAUUACCAGCACUGAUUUGGAAGGCAUGUGUAAUGCAAACACUAUUGCUUUUUGUGAGAUAGAAAUAAAGUAUUUCAAUAUAA